Capronia epimyces CBS 606.96 is the source of this 1683-nucleotide messenger RNA. RefSeq lists its product as uncharacterized. The coding region runs from base 1 to 1683 and encodes 560 amino acids. Gene Ontology annotation, molecular function: transmembrane transporter activity. The record is from RefSeq and is a predicted model, not a curated record. The transcript is spliced from 3 exons. Gene Ontology annotation, biological process: transmembrane transport. Lineage: Eukaryota; Fungi; Ascomycota; Eurotiomycetes; Chaetothyriales; Herpotrichiellaceae.
AUGGCUCCAGGAAUACGGGACGCUGUGCCCGGAACCAUCCACCUCGUCGACACCGAUCACCAUACCCUUCACCAAGGCGAUAUCGUAUUGAACCCUCGCCCCAGUGCCGAUCCCGAAGACCCCCUCAACUGGCCGCGAUGGCGAAAGCAGAGGGCCAUCUGGAUGGUGUACAUCUACGUGUUUGGAAUCUCCAUCUCCACCGCCGUCCAGUAUUCGGUCCUGGCCGACAUUGCCGCAGAGGGCAUCUCGUAUUCGGCCUUGAACACCGGCGCCGGCCUGAUGUUCCUCUUUCUCGGUUGGGCCUGCUUGGUGUGGCAACCGAUCGCCCUGGUCUUUGGACGCCGUGGCGUCUAUAUCUUGUCCAGCUUGCUCUCCAUCGGACCCAUGGUCUGGACGGCAUACUCGAAAACCAAUGGCGACUGGUACGGCCAUCGCAUCUUGAUCGGCCUCUUCGCCGCCCCGACGGAAUCGCUGCCCGAAGUCUCCGUCCCUGACCUGUUCUUUGCGCAUGAGAGAGGAUACUAUAUUGGCAUCUACGCCCUUUUCGUCUUUGGCGGCAAUUCUUUGGCCCCUUUCUUCGCCGGCUUCAUCGCAGAUGCCAUGGGCUGGCAAGCCGCCAUCUGGUUCGGCACAAUCGUCCUCAUCGUCUGCACGGUCAUCGUCUUUUUCGGGCUCGAGGAAACCAUGUAUUUCCGUGAAACCAUCGAAGGUGUGGACGAAGGCGACGCCGUCACCGAAGAGGUCGCGGUCCAAACCGCCACAUCCAAGAACGUGACGCCAGACCAGAAGACUGCCGUUCCCGCUGAAAAGAAUGAAAAGAACGAGACAACGGUCCUGAAGGCGGGCAGCGAAACAGGUGCGGCUCCAGUGGGAGAAAGCGUCACCUACUAUUCAACGCCGCCACGCACUUACCUGCAAAACUUGGCGCUCUUUCGAAGUCUCCGGGGUCGGCCAUCGGUGCAACAGAUGCUGGUCAUGAUGUACCGACCGUUGCUCAUGAUCUUGCACUUCCCGACCGUGGUGUGGGCCGGCUUCUUGUACGGAGUCAACCUGUCGUGGUACAACGUGGUCAACGCGACCAUGAGUCUGGUCCUCAGCGCGGCCCCAUACAACUUCUCCACGAGCGCCGUGGGCUUAGGGUUCCUGUCGGUCUUCGUGGGCGCCGUCCUGGGGGCCUUGUGGGCCGGCUGGGUCGGGGACAGGGUCGCCCUGUACCUGGCUCGACGCAACGGCGGCAUCCGCGAACCGGAACACCGUCUCUGGGUGCUCGUCUUCUCGGCCGUCGUCGGCGCCGCGGGUUUCAUCCUGUGGGGCGUCGGGGCCGCCCACCAGGUCCAGUUCAUGGGGUUGAUCGUGGGCGUCGGCAUGGUCGAGUUCGCCGUCGUCGCGGGAGGGUCCACGGCCCUCGCGUACGACAUCGACAGCUUCAAGGAGAUCGCGGGCGAGUCCCUCAUCCUCGUCAUCAUCGUCCGCAACACCCUCGGCUUCGGCUUCUCCUACGGCAUCACCCCCUGGCUCAACAGCCAGGGCCUGACCGACACCUUUGUGGCCGUGGGCAUGCUCUCGUUCGGCUGCACAAUGACCUUCCUGUUCUUCAUCGUGUUCGGCAAGGCCAUCAGGAGGUGGUCCGCCAAGAUGUACUGGGAGUACACCGACACCUUGGUCGUCCGUGGCGCUCAUUGA